Molecule: messenger RNA, 5715 nt
Organism: Polypterus senegalus (gray bichir)
Lineage: Eukaryota; Metazoa; Chordata; Cladistia; Polypteriformes; Polypteridae
Gene: gpr137c
Product: G protein-coupled receptor 137c
Exons: 7
Coding region: 267-1520 (417 amino acids)
Biological process (GO): positive regulation of TORC1 signaling
Cellular component (GO): lysosomal membrane
Source: RefSeq, a predicted model, not a curated record
UUCUGAGUUUUCGGGAUUUUUAGCGCAGGAGAAAAAGCUGUUGGUCGGAGAUGCUGGGGGGUUUUUAGAGAGAAAACGUUUGAAAUUAUCACUGUUUGUUUUCGUGUUUAUGUUUAGUAAAAUGUAGAUGAGUUGUUCUUAUCUUUUAACAAAAUUCGAACAUGUAUAUUUUUAAACCGAAUAAAAUCGCAUAAAAAGUUAAGGCCUUUUUAAAAAUAAUCGAAGAGGACUUGAAUUUGUCUGCUUCGAUUUUAUUUGUGGAAUGAAUGAUGCUGCUAUCAGGGAGCCAGAUGUUGAGCUCGGUGACGGACUCGCCCCCCCAAGCUACCGUGUCCCCCGCGGUGGAGUUGGGGUUAACGGUGCUAUACAUCACUCUUUACUCGCUCCUCUUCGUGUUUGUUUACUUGCAGCUGUGGCUCAUUUUGCACUAUGGACAUAAACGCUUCAGCUACCAGAGCGUGUUUCUCUUCUUGUGCUUGCUGUGGUCAGCGCUCCGGACGACCCUCUUCUCAUUUUACUUCAGAAACGUUCUUCAAGCGAACCAUUUGCAACCGCUGCCCUACUGGCUUCUCUACUGCUUCCCAGUCUGUCUACAGUUCUUCACGCUCUGCCUGCUCAACCUGUACUUCGCACAGGUUAUGUUUAAAGCCAAAGCUAAGUAUUCACCAGAGCUCAAUAAAUACAGAAUUCCACUUCGACUUGCCUUCUUCUUUACAAGCCUCUUGUUUUUGGUGGUGAAUUUCACAUGUGCCAUAUUGGUGCAGGGUAGCCUGUCCGAAGGUGACCUGAAGCGCACAGUUCUAGUACGUGUGCUCAUCAAUGACACUCUGUUUGUGCUUUGCGCCAUAUCACUGGCUGUCUGCAUUUUUAAGAUUGCCAAGAUGUCUUCUGCCAAUGUGUACCUGGAAUCCAAGGGAACCUCUGUGUGUCAAGCUACCACAAUUGGUGCAGCAGUAAUCUUUCUAUACACUUCCCGAGCCUGCUAUAACCUUGUGGUGGUAGCGUUGUCUCCAGAAGAGCAACCAACUUCAUUCAACUAUAGCUGGUACAAUGUGUCUGAUCAGGCAGAUGUGGAAAAAAUCCAAGGAGAAGCAUAUGUUGUCUUUGGGAUCAUUCUGUUUUUCUGGGAGCUCCUACCAACAAGUCUUGUGGUUGUCUUUUUCAGGGUACAGAGGCCCAAUCAGAAUCUGGCUCCAGGGGGUAUGAUUAAUAGCCACAGCUUCAGCUCCCGGGCAUAUUACUUCGAUAAUCCACGACGCUACGACAGCGACGACGAUUUGUCUCGAAGUAUCAGUUCCAGGGGAGACCGAGGAAGCAUCCUUUCCUCUACCCCUCAAACUGGCACCAGCUGGUACGGCACUAUCCAGAGAAAUGGCAGCUUUACUGUGAUCCCACAGUUGCUAAGUGGUCCUUCAGCAGCAACUGCCCCUUUGCUUUUGGCUUAUGGCAACAUCCAAACAAAUCCGCACCACAACUACUACUCCACGCCCCAGAAUUACCAUGUGACCCCUCAGAAUUAGCUCUUUCUGCCCAGCGCGUUAUUUUGUACCAUUCCACAUGACCAACUGCUUUACUCCGGGGCUGUGAAAUAUUCUGCAGUCAGCAGAUCAUUCAGCUCGUGGAUUGCUGUACUUUACGGUAGAGCUGGUUACUCUACUCAAUGGAGUGCUACUAUGGACUUGGCGUGGUGUGCGUCAGGUACUCUUCAGCCGUACGUAGAUGGUAACUUCAGAAGUGGUGUGGCUCAUUCGACCCCCCGUAUUCCUAACUUGGCCCCCCACGCAUGCAGUAGAAACACCUUGACUUGGUUCUUAAGACUCAGGAAUGAUUUACUGCUCCGUAGGUCAUGUAACUUCCAUUUCAACAGCUUUUUACUUUCAUUUUUUUUGGUUCUAACCAAACAUAUACUCCUAUGGACUUUCUCGAUAUUAAUUUUUUAUUCUUCUGAACUUGCUCCUGUUUUGCUACUGUAACUUACCCACAACGUACCCCUUCACCGGCAUACUUUGUUUUCUCUUCAGAUUUAUUUUGUCCUAUUUUUGCUUUACUUGGUAAACCUGCUUGAGUUGACCUACGUCAAGAACAUUUUAUUUUUCCUGCAGCAGUGUUUCCAGUAGGCUAGUCUUUUGCACUUGGUGAAAGUAGCGUGAUGCCUUUUUUUUUUUUUAGAAUGUGCUGAUGGGUAGCUGGUACAAAAGCUACUUACACCUUGCCUCCCCCAAAGACGCAAACUGUGUGGAAGAGCAGUUAAUGGGCUUCAUAUAACAACGCGUAUGACUUUCCGAUCUCUUCACAUCCCACAGGAUUGCGUCACCACACUGCUUGUUGUUCACUCCGAAGUGUCGAAUGAUGUGCUGAAGCCAGGGUGGUCUGCUUAAAUGAAUGAAGACGGCUUGGGCUAAUGUCUGCUAUCUUUAAGAGAGAAUUAAGGUCCAGUCAUUUGAUCAAAAUCGAUUCAGGCUCAGGCUUUUAAUUAUUUUGACCAAAGAUUGAUUACUUUCUUAAGAUUCCUUUACGCAUGUGCCUCUACUGUUAGGUAGUGUGUGGUCUGUGGAGAGACCUGACAGUCCAAGUCUUCAUUCUUCCCUGUGGUCCACUAACCCUUCUUUCUGAAAAGACGAGUUAGAAGUGUGCUUUGGGUAUUGAAAGUCAAGCCUGACAUCUGAGAGUGAGUUCGCUCUGCACUUAAUGUCGCAGGAGUGUUUAUGUACAGGAUCUAGAAUCUUAAUGUGUUGCUGUCUUGUAACUUUGCUGCCACGUUUUAGGAUUUCUCAAGUAAUGCAAAUGGUACUAGUACUUUAAAGCAGCAGUAAGGACUUAGAAGUCCUCCUUCACUUUGUUCUUGAAAUUUAAUUGGAAGGAUGGCCAGCGUUGACCAUAAUGGAUCAUUUGACAAGUGCAGGAAACUUGAAAGUUUACAGUUUUGGAUGACAUGGAGAAGGCCUCUGUAACUUUCUCCUCUCCUUUCUCCUUUUAUCGUAAAGAUUUGGUUUUCUUGGUUCUGAAGUGAAAUCCUUCUUUGUGAGGACAGUUCCAGUUUCAGUGGCCCCUACAUCUCCCUUGCUGUUCUGAACAAGGAACUUUUGACAUUCAAAAGUGUGUCGGCCGAAUGUAAAAACACUAGAAAGUUUCAUUAAUCUUAAAUACAAACGAUAUUUUUCCAUCUUUUUAUAGAAAUGGUGGCACUUUUGUACGUUUUCAUUGCUUGCUGACAAUGACUUUAGGCCACUUUUGGACUGAGAUGUUACCUGCUGAAUGGUUUAUUGAUGAAAUGUUUGUUUGCCUCGAGCAGCGGCUAUCUUUAAAUAUUGUAGACACACACAGCAAACUGUCAAUAAUGGGGCUUUCAAGGUUUCAUUUUAUUACUUAAGUGCAUGUUGUGGAAUCGGUUAUUGCCGACGUGUGCUUGAGCCUUUUAUCACUCCAGCUUCUCCGUGUUGGAUCAAAAAGUGGCUCUUUUCUUCAACGUGUCAGGAAGCUAAGUAAACUAAUUGUGUGUGAUCGGGUCUCUCUGAGUGUUUGACGACCCUGAAGCGCUCCAUUAUACCAGUUCAGCCUUUUCUUAAGCUUUUAUUGCACAUUCUCUUGAUAAAUGGGGGCUUCAUGCUUGUGUUAGGUUAGACCCGUCGUCGUUCUUUUUUUGCAUUCCACUGCAGUUUGAUAUUCCUCGUUUGGGUUGUCUUUCCCAGCAUAGGAUCUCUAAAGCGAUGUAGCUUCCCUGUUAGUAUCAUACUUUCCCCAGAUGUAGUAGAUUUGUAUUAAUUUUUAGGCUAAAAACACAUUUUCCUUAUGUUUUAUUAAGGAGCAGAUUGUCUAGGUCAGUGCAUAACUAGAUCAACUCUAUUCUUUUAGGCCUGUGAAAUUCUGCCAGCGACUGCAUGUUGCCUAAAUGAUGAAGACCGUGGUGUGUUGUCAUCAGGGUUUUAAUAUCAAAAUGGAGAAGAACAUUCCAUUGCACUGUAGCUAGAAGGACGAGGCCACGCUCAAUGAACUGCUUAAGGGGUUCCUUUUACUCUUUGGGAGCGGGUCUUUUUUUUUUUUUUUGUCUUUCUUUUACGUACAAUUUGAACGGGACUAAUUUUAUUUUCUGGAUGUCCUUGCUUUAUUUUUUUUUUUUUUUAAUUUUUGUAUUCUGUUUCAUGUAGCAUCUUCCACCAGUUUCAAUGAUAAGCUAGAAUGACCCAUGUGGUCCACUUUUACAGGGCCCAGUCUGCCUAAAGCUUUGCUGCUUGUGUACUUGCUAAGCAAGGUCCUUUAUUGGUAGUGUAAUGAUUUGGGACAUAGUGUUGUUUUUUUUUUUGGUGGUCUCUUCUUAAUUACUAGCUCGGUGGUCCACUUUUUUUUUUUUUUUGUUUGUAUUGGGGUGUAAAUGUCUUGGUUUUCAGGAUCAGCUCUCCAUAUUCCUGUUACAAGCUAAUCACUGCUGCCCUCUUGUGGUCAGAGCUUGGACUGAAGAAAGUCAUUCUAAUGUAAAAUCCUGGAUUUUUAUUUAUUAAUUCCAAUUACCAAGCAAUAGACUUGUGUAGCAAUGGUGUGGCCUGUGCUAGAGGGUGCGACUGGUAGACACCUCAGCCUUGGUAGUUGAAGCCAUGCCAUUCUGCCCCUUCAUGCAAUUCAUUUUCCUGCUCCGCGCACAUCUUUCAUAAAAGUCGUGAGUUCUUGUUAUGCAUUCGUCGCAGGCUGUGUUUGAUGAACGUGUGUAUAAAGCGUCCAUUACUGCAAGGCACUGGACUGAGUGGGUUUGGAAAGCCGUUGAGCUGCAACAACAGGCGUUAUUUUGGUGUUGUCGCCUUGGCCUUUGAGUGAAGCGCCUGCAGAUUUUUGUUGUUUACAGUCCGUUCACAGCAGCCAUUUACUGUUGGGCAGAACCCUGCAAUAAAAGCGUUUUGCCAUUGUGUUCACCUUCAAAGCCAAUCCAAAUAUGUCCUCUCUUUCUGUGUCUUUAGGUUGCUGUGCACUUUUUCUUUUCUUGCUGUAUGGACCAAAAUCGUUUUCAACCUGGUAAUACUGAAACUUUUGCAUCAAAUGCCAUAUCUCUUGAUCAAAAAAAUAGCAGUGUUGCAAAAAAAAAAUUUAAAUGUGACAAAAGUGUCUUUAUAAAAUUCUCCUUUUUCUUUUUUUUUUUUUUCUUUCUAAAUUAAGGAGAUCAUAAAGCAACAUGUGAUCCAAGCAAAUAAGUUACUAGUUUAACUCGUUUCUGAAUAGAGUCUGCUGCCACAUUCUUAACUACAGCAAUGAUUUAAUGGUGCCAAAACUGGAAGACGUAACAAACUGUAACGUUUAUCAGAUGCGCUGCCUACUGUGCUAGUGUUACAGUUUGAGAUGAAGCACUUUAACUUUAUAUUGUAAUGCAGGACCCAAAACAAACUCUUACUGUCGGGGGUCCUUGAAAGAACGUGACCGAUGUGGCAGCUGACGACUAUGUCCAUUUACGUGGCACCAGCAUCCAUCGUGGGCUUCACGCGUGUCUCCGAAACACUUGGUAUAAAGGGGAAGGUGAGACUUGUACUUGUGUGUUUUCUGUUCAAUGUGAAUGUACCCUUUUUGGUUUUAAUUGUGUUUGAUUUUACAUUCCGUUUAUGUACUCUGUUGUGGGAGGUGUGGUAUUAGGGGUUGGCAAAUGAAUGUAUUAGGGUUUAGCCUGAUCCCAUUGCCUGUAAGCCUGUAUAAAACACUACCAUGUUUAAAUAAAAGUCUUAUUGCACUGUUUUUAAA